Raphanus sativus (radish) is the source of this 1898-nucleotide messenger RNA. RefSeq lists its product as uncharacterized. Gene Ontology annotation, biological process: recombinational repair. The record is from RefSeq and is a predicted model, not a curated record. The transcript is spliced from 7 exons. Lineage: Eukaryota; Viridiplantae; Streptophyta; Magnoliopsida; Brassicales; Brassicaceae. Bases 464 to 1777 code for a protein of 437 amino acids.
CACGCACAAUAAGAAAAAAAGAAUCAAAACCGUUUUACUGCACUGAGAUUUCUCUCUCUCUCUCUCUCUCUCUCGCUUUGCCGCCUCCGUCGUCUCUUUCGCUGUAGCUGUAGUAGAUUCUCCGUCAACUUCUGUGAUUCCUCCUUCAACUCGUAGUCUUAGUCUCGAAUUGAAUUUCCACUUUUCAUUUUAUGCGAUUGCUAUAGUGUUCACUGGAUUUCAGCGUUUGUUUCUUUAUUAUUCUGAUCCGAGAGAGAUGUACAGACGCUAGUUUGCUAUAGUGAUACUUUUCUAGGGUUUCGAUUGAACUGUUUUCUCUCAACUAAAAUCAAAUUGAAAGAGGAAAUGACUGAUUUAUAUGCUAUUGAUUAUGCGAUUUGUGCGUGUAUGGACGAACCAAAAGAGAUGUUUUUGUUUCUGGUGUAGCAAAGAGGGCAUGUGCGGAUGAAUCUUGUUCAUUCAUAUGAAUUCUCAAGAAGAAGAAGUAGAGCAGUGGGAAGCUCUUGACCUUGGUGACUCUGAGCUCCCUUCUUUCCUCCGCCCUUGCAAACGCAAAUCUCCAUCACGGUUGAAUCCAAAGACGGGGUUUAAUAGCAGCAACACAAACCAUCAGACUCUUCGCCGCUGCUCCUCGCUGCGUGAUCAUUCUCUUGAGGACAGUUAUCCCCGCUCUUUGAUUCCUGGACCUGCCGGUGCUGUUCAAGUUGCAAUCCGCAGAAAGAUGAAUAAGGAUCCGAAAUCUUUUGAUGAGCAGGGAGAACCGAUUCCAACGCAAGAGUUCAUAUGUAAAGCUGCGGAAGAGCCUGAUUGGGAUGACAAGGAUUUCUCUGAGGACCCUUGGCUCUCUGCUGUCGAUUACAUACGACGUCAAGGUUUGCUGAGUAACGGUGGGAAAGCUAUUGGGACACCAUUGAGCGAGAUUAAGAGCGUAUCUUGUAGUUGGGGUAAGGUCGAUCAGGUCGUGGCAAUUGUCAAAACCUGCACUCCAAAUGGUCUAGGUGAUAUCAUGGUGACUCUUAAGGAUCCCACUGGCACAAUUGAUGCCAGCGUGCACAGGAAAGUGAUAUCUGAGAGUGAGUUUGGAAGAGAUAUACGAGUUGGUGCAGUGGUCAUACUUAACAAGGUUGCAGUCUGUGCACCUUCACGGUCCUCACGCUAUCUUAACAUAACACUGAAGAACAUCGCCAAGGUUAUCACAAAGGAUACUCCUGUUUUACCAAACGAGAGCCAUUCUGAAACGAGUGCCAGGAAUCCUGUUCCAGUGAAUGAUAACGAGGAAGAUUUGCGAAUGCGAUCCAAAGUGUUUCCUGUGGAGCAAGGAACAACUCAAGGAAUCAUGAGCAGUCUCAGAAGAAAUGCCACAGAAGGAAGUGAAGCAACCGCUGAUGUAGAAAUGGAAGAAACAAAUCCAACACAGGAAAGCAACUCCUGUGGGGUGAACCAGUUUCAAGCCAGAAUGGACCAGGCCCACUUGGGAAAGCAUGAUUCAGUCAGCCAGACAGGAAUUGCAGCAAGCAGCACAACCUCACACACUCAAGAACAGCAACUGCAAGAAGAUGUGGCUACUGGAUCUGAUGAUACCGCCGAUGACAUUAGACCGGCGAAAAAGAUCAGUAGAAGUCGUGAACCUCAAGGUGGUGAGCUAGAGAGCGUAAUGGGGAACUCUGUUGAAGUUACAUCAGGAUCUAAGGUCAACAAAUCUCAGCCCAUGGCGUCUUCCAGCUUGGUGCCACAGUGGACUGACGAGCAACUUGAAGAACUCUUCGAUUUUGACUAAAAAUUGACAGUGUUUGGUUUUUUUUGAUGCAAGAACUGUUCUACUUUGCAGAUAGCAGUGAAUUCAGAAGUAAAAGUUGCGCAGAAAUGUUGAAACUAUUAACAGAAAUUUCUCUAACUCA